GGCGGCAGUCCAGGCUGGGAGCGGAGCCGAGCGGCGCGGAGGGCGCGACCGGCGGCCGGGGUGGCGGGCUGCGCGCUGCCUUCGGGGCCUCAAUCCGUGCACCGAGGAGCGGGCGGCACCGCGGACCUUCCCCUCACCCCUUUCCGACGGGCCGGGAGCAGCGGGAUCGGGACCGCCCGCCCGUUCGUCGGGCGCCGGCACCAUGGCGCUGCGCGCCCGGGCGCUGUAUGACUUCAGGUCGGAGAACCCGGGUGAGAUCUCGCUGCGGGAGCACGAGGUGCUGAGCCUGUGCAGCGAGCAGGACAUCGAGGGCUGGCUGGAGGGGGUCAACAGCCGCGGCGACCGCGGCCUCUUCCCGGCUUCGUACGUGCAGGUGAUCCGCGCCCCGGAGCCCAGCCCCGCGGGCGACGGGGGCCCGGGCGCCCCGGCUCGCUACGCCAACGUGCCGCCCGGGGGCUUCGAGCCCCUGCCCGCCGCGCCGCCCGCCUCCUUCCGGCCUCCGGCCGACGCCUUCCAGCCGCUGCUGCAGCCGCAGCCCGCGCCGCCGCCGAGCUCCUUCCAGCCGCCAGGCACCGGCUUCCCGUACGGCGGGGGCGCCCCGCAGCCGCUCUUCGGUGGCGGCGGCUACCAGGCCAGCCAGGGCAGCGACGACGACUGGGACGACGAGUGGGACGACAGCUCCACGGUUGCCGACGAGCCGGGCGCCCUGGGCAGCGGCGCCUACCCGGACCUCGACGGCUCGUCGUCGGCGGGCGGCGGCGCGCCGGGGCGCUAUCGCCUGUCCACGCGCUCCGACCUGUCCCUGGGCCCGCGCGGGGGCUCGGCGCCCCCGCCGCAUCCCCACCACCCUCCAGGGGCCAAGAGCUCAGCCACCGUCAGCCGCAACCUCAACCGCUUCUCCACCUUCGUCAAGUCCGGCGGGGAAGCCUUCGUGCUGGGCGAGGCGUCGGGCUUCGUGAAGGACGGGGACAAGUUGUGCGUGGUGCUGGGCCCCUACGGCCCCGAGUGGCAGGAGAACCCCUACCCCUUCCAGUGCACCAUCGACGACCCCACCAAGCAGACCAAGUUCAAGGGCAUGAAGAGCUACAUCUCCUACAAGCUGGUGCCCACGCACACCCAGGUGCCCGUGCACCGGCGCUACAAGCACUUCGACUGGCUGUACGCGCGCCUGGCCGAGAAGUUCCCGGUCAUCUCGGUGCCGCACCUGCCCGAGAAGCAGGCCACGGGCCGCUUCGAGGAGGACUUCAUCUCCAAGCGCAGGAAGGGCCUGAUCUGGUGGAUGAACCACAUGGCCAGCCACCCCGUGUUGGCCCAGUGCGACGUCUUCCAGCACUUCCUCACCUGCCCCAGCAGCACGGACGAGAAGGCCUGGAAACAGGGCAAGCGGAAGGCGGAGAAGGACGAGAUGGUGGGCGCCAACUUCUUCCUGACCCUGAGCACGCCGCCCGCCGCGGCCCUGGACCUGCAGGAGGUGGAGAGCAAGAUCGACGGCUUCAAGUGCUUCACCAAGAAGAUGGACGACAGCGCGCUGCAGCUCAACCACACGGCCAACGAGUUCGCUCGCAAGCAGGUGACGGGCUUCAAGAAGGAGUACCAGAAGGUGGGCCAGUCCUUCCGCGGCCUCAGCCAGGCCUUCGAGCUUGACCAGCAGGCCUUCUCCGUGGGCCUGAACCAGGCCAUCGCCUUCACCGGAGAUGCCUACGAUGCCAUCGGCGAGCUCUUUGCUGAGCAGCCCAGGCAGGACCUGGACCCGGUCAUGGACCUGUUAGCGCUGUAUCAGGGGCACCUGGCCAACUUCCCGGACAUCAUCCACGUUCAGAAAGGAGCUCUUACCAAAGUCAAGGAGAGUAGGCGCCAUGUGGAAGAAGGAAAGAUGGAAGUCCAGAAGGCUGACGGCAUUCAAGACCGCUGUAACACUAUUUCUUUUGCCACAUUGGCUGAAAUCCACCAUUUCCAUCAAAUUAGAGUAAGAGACUUUAAAUCACAGAUGCAGCAUUUCUUACAACAGCAAAUAAUAUUUUUCCAAAAAGUGACCCAGAAGUUGGAAGAAGCUCUUCACAAAUAUGAUAGCAUUUAAUGACUGGACUUUGGAUUGUAGACUUUUUUAUUUUUCAGCUCAAGGAAAAUUUCUCCAGCAGAAUAAAAAGUGCUAUCAAAGAGCUAUUGCCAACUACCAGUGGUGGUACAAGGAUGGUUUUGUGUUCAACUGAAACCCAGCUGAAUCUAUAAUUACGUAGGAGAGAAACAGUUAAUAAGGUUAUAUAAUAGAAACAGUACCACACAUUGUAACUAAAUUAUACUAUGUAUGCCUACACUACCAUUGUAACUUUUGGAAUAAUGAUUAUACUAUUUGCCUUAUUGCUUUUUGAAGUAUGGGUAUUUUAGUGCAUACUUUGUAGACCUCAAAACCCAUGAAGGGUCUCAAAGAAGCUGGCUGGACAAAAGCCUGCUGUGGAUGCCUUUUUAUUCUCAUUGAUUGGGAUUACCUAAAUUCAACCUAUUCUCUGUUUACAACCUCCAACUAGAGCAGCUACUCGACUUUGUGCCUUUAAACUCUUGGUUUUUCAUCCCUACCCUCACCCCCCCUCCUUUU
Molecule: messenger RNA, 2593 nt
Organism: Perognathus longimembris pacificus (Pacific pocket mouse)
Lineage: Eukaryota; Metazoa; Chordata; Mammalia; Rodentia; Heteromyidae
Gene: Snx18
Product: sorting nexin 18
Exons: 2
Coding region: 203-2077 (624 amino acids)
Biological process (GO): protein transport; plasma membrane tubulation; endosomal transport
Cellular component (GO): cytoplasmic vesicle; plasma membrane
Molecular function (GO): phosphatidylinositol binding; protein binding
Source: RefSeq, a predicted model, not a curated record